CGCGUCAAUAAUUGAAGACAGGAAGUUUGACACUUCCUCACAAUUUCAUGAAUACACAUUGCCCUUUCACAUUUGCUCACAUCCAAACUCUUCAAGUAAAAAAGGCUCAUUUUUGGCUUAGCGAAUCCAGAGAGAAGCAAACACUGAAACAAUUAUGUUGGCUUCCAUGGCCAACCGAGGAGCCUCUUCUUCUUCUGCUCCUUUCACCAAAUCAUGGAAAUACCAUGUCUUUCUGUGCUUCAGAGGCGAAGACACGCGCCACAACUUCACAGACCAUUUGUAUAGCGCUUUAUGUCAACAAGGCAUUAAUACCUUCAGGGAUGAUGAUGAGCUCAGAAGAGGAGAAGAAACAUCAAGCGCGCUUCUCACAGCAAUUGAAGAAUCAAGGAUUUCUGUCGUUGUGUUCUCUAAAAACUAUGCCUCUUCAAAGUCGUGUUUGGAUGAACUUGUUAAGAUUCUUGACUGCAAAGAAUCAAAUCAACAACUGGUCAUGCCAGUUUUUUACAAGGUGAAUCCGUCAGAUAUACGGAAUCAUAGAGGAAGCUUCGGGGAUGCACUGGCUAACAUGGACUGCAAUAAUGUGGAGAAGAUCAACAGAUGGAAGGAAGCUCUUUCACAAGCAGGAAAAUUGGCGGGGUUCACUCUGUCCGAUGAACAUAGAUCUGAAGCUGAACUGAUUCAUAAAAUCGUUCAACGCAUUUCACGGGAAGUAAUAGACCGUACAUAUUUAUAUGUGACAGAGUAUCCAGUUGGAAUGCACCAUCCUGUAGAAGAUAUAACUAAGCUUUUAGAUUUGGGGGAAAAAGAUGUUCGUAUGGUAGGGAUAUGGGGAACUGGUGGAAUUGGUAAGACCACAAUUGCUAAAGCUGUUUAUAAUUCAAUUGUCCAUGAAUUUGAAGGUAGUUGUUUUCUGGAAAACGUUAGAGAACGUGCAAUGUGGCAGAGAGGAGGUUUAGCCAAACUACAAGAGAAUCUUCUUUCUGACAUUUUAAGGGGAAAUUUUUUUGAGGUGCCCAACGUUCAUAUAGGAGCCACUAUGAUACGGGAAAGGUUGAGUGGUAGAAAGAUUCUCUUGGUUCUUGAUGACGUGGAUGACAUGGAACAGUUACACAAGUUAGUUGGGGCAUGUGAUUGGUUUGGUGCAGGCAGUAGAAUUAUCAUAACAACAAGGAAUAAGCAACUGUUAACUGCUCAUGAUGUUAAUUUAAUACACGAGGUCAAGAUUUUAGAAUAUUAUAAAGCUCUUGAGCUCUUCUGCUGUCAUGCCUUCAAAAGAAGUGGGCCUCCUUUGGGUGAUUAUGUGAAACUUGCAGAACGUGCACUACGCUAUGCUCAAGGCCUUCCUUUGGCUUUGAAAGUUCUAGGUUCUUGUCUAUAUGGUGGAAGUAUUGAUAUUUGGGAAGCUGCAUUACAUGGUUUCAAAAGCCCGAAAAUUCAAAAUGUUCUCAAAAUAAGUUACAAUGCAUUGGAUCAUAGCGUACAACAGGUUUUCCUUGACAUUGCAUGUUUCUUUAAGGGUAAAAGUAGAAUGCGUUUGACAAAAAUAGUUGUAGCUUGUGACCCCAGAGCUAGGUAUAGCAUUGAAGUACUCAUGGAAAAGGCACUCAUAAGUGUUGAAGGAGAUUAUAUUUGGAUGCAUGACUUACUAGAAGCGAUGGGUAAGGACAUAGUUCAGCAAGAGUCGCCCGAUGAACCUGGAGGUCGUAGCAGAUUGUGGUCUCAUGAAGAUAUCGAGCAUGUUUUGACUAAUGAUACUGGAACAGAAAAAAUCACAGGCAUUAUGUUAAAUUCCCCUGAAAUGGAUUAUGAGAUAUUCUUGGAUGUUGACUGCUUCUCAAAGAUGAAAAAUCUUAAAAUUUUCAUGAAUUAUAACGUAUGUCUUUCUGGAAACAUUGGUUAUCUCCCAAGCAUGUUGAGAGUGCUUGAUUGGCAUAGAUGUCCACUCCAAUCUUUUCCACCUAAUUUUCGUCCAAAGGGACUAGUUGUGCUCAAUCUGCCUUGCAGCCACAUCAAACAACUACGGGAGGGAUUGAAGCAUUUCACAAAGUUGACAUCUUUGAAUUUAGAGUGGUCUAAAUUCCUAACUGAAAUCCCCGACCUAUCCGGCAACCCAAACUUAAGGUACUUGAAUGCGAGUUAUUGUGAAAGUUUAGUUGAGGUUCAUCCAUCUGUUGGAUAUCUCGAUAAACUUCAAGUAUUGGAUUUUUAUGGCUGCCGUGAACUCACCAAGUUUCCAAAUAAAGUCUGGUGGAAAUCUCUGGAAUGGUUGGAUCUUAGCAAUUGCAAAAAGUUGGAGAGUUUCCCAGAAAUUGUGGACAAAAUGGAAUCCUUAAUUGAAUUGGACCUUGGGAGAACUGCUAUAAAAGAGUUGUCUGCAUCAAUUGGACAUCUAACUGCACUUGAAGCGUUAUCUUUAAAAGGAACUGCAAUAGAAGAGUUGCCUUCAUCAAUUAAAGAUCUCACUGAGCUUGAAAUUUUAGAUUUAGAAGGAUGUGAAAACCUUGCAAAUCUGCCACAAAUUAUUUAUGGGUUGCAAAAGCUCAAUCGACGCCCGAAACUUGUCACAUUUCCAAAUAAAUUGAUCUCUGAAGUUUUAUCGAGUGUAGAAUCACUUCCUUUGGAGGUUCGAUCCAACGCAAGUAGUCCACGCGAUGGCGACUUGUUAAGUUUAUGGUCCAACUUAACAAUAAUUAAUCUAUCCAAUAGCAAUUUUGUCAGUCUUCCUGUGUGCAUUAGCAAAUGUGUCAACUUGCAGUGGCUUGAUUUGAGUGGUUGCAAGAAGCUUGUAGAAAUUCUAGGACAACUUCCAGCGUCUAUAGAAAGUAUCAAUAUGGCUGAGUGCAUAUCACUGGAAAGAUUUUCAACAUUAUCAAAGAUAUUGGAAGACGGAGACAUGCAACAUAUCGAUUACAUGAAUUUGUCCAACUGCCAUAAGCUAUGCGAUAAUAUAGGGUUGGACGCUGCAAAGAUGGCAAAUAUUUUAGUGAAGCAGCCAGCAGUCAAUACCGGACAUUUUAUUAAUGUUUUACUUCCAGGCAGUGAAGUUCCAGAGUCGUUCAGUUUUCGCAAGGACGUAGGUGUACUUCUUCCAAAUAAUAACGAUCAUUUGUUGGACUUUCCGAUUGAAAUACCUUGGACUUCCUUAUUGGAGAACAUGGUUUUGUGUACUGUUUGUGAACCUACGGAAUCAUUUAUUAGGCCGUGCUUUCCUGGAUUGUCACUUUCGAAUUUGAUCGAUGGAGUCUUGGGAUUUCCUGGUGAUGGUUACUCAGUGUCAGAAGGAUUGACAGGGGCAGGUCAUGUGGAGCUGCGCUAUAUUCCAUUACCUGCUCACACGAAGCGAAAGAGGGCUCUUCAUCGAAUUAUUAAUGUUUCCUACAGAGGCGGCAGAGGGCUCUUCAAAAGCUUUGGGGCCGACCUGUCUCGUAUGCCGAAGGAUGGUUUUGGUUUUUGCUCAAUGCCAGAGGACGGUGAUGAUGAUGAAAAUGGAGAUGAAGAUGAAUUAGAUGAUGUAGGUGAUGAAGUUCGACCCAGAAAGAGAAAAAAGACGACCCCCCCUCUGCAUUUCAAUGCAUCAAUCUGAAUCUGAGUUUAUCCAAAACAUCAUUGAAGAGAUUUCAAAACACGUAUUAAACCGUGUGCCUUUG
Molecule: messenger RNA, 3647 nt
Organism: Prunus mume (Japanese apricot)
Lineage: Eukaryota; Viridiplantae; Streptophyta; Magnoliopsida; Rosales; Rosaceae
Source: RefSeq, a predicted model, not a curated record